This is a messenger RNA of Lizanozyma spartinae, 2967 nucleotides long. RefSeq lists its product as uncharacterized. Gene Ontology annotation, biological process: negative regulation of transcription by RNA polymerase II. Lineage: Eukaryota; Fungi; Ascomycota; Pichiomycetes; Serinales; Debaryomycetaceae. Bases 1 to 2967 code for a protein of 988 amino acids. The record is from RefSeq and is a predicted model, not a curated record. Gene Ontology annotation, cellular component: nucleus. Gene Ontology annotation, molecular function: zinc ion binding; RNA polymerase II transcription regulatory region sequence-specific DNA binding; DNA-binding transcription factor activity, RNA polymerase II-specific. The transcript has a single exon.
AUGGACAACGACAACACUUCCGAAGACGAUGAUAUUGGAGACAUAAAUCGUCCGGAUCUGUCGGCAGACACAUCGGAAUGUGCCCUGCAGCUUGAAACUGACUCGGUAACUGACGUCGACAGUGAAGCCUAUUCUGACUCUGAGUCAGAGUCUGAGCCAGAUUCUAAUCUGGACCAAGAUUUGGCUACGACUAUCAUCAAUGAAAUCAGACAAGGUGACUACGUCUGUUUGGUGUGUACGGGAGAGAUCGAUGCUAAUGCUAAGGUAUGGUCUUGUGGCAACUGCUAUAGAGUGUAUGAUCUUGACUGUAUACGAGAUUGGGCCCAACGUGGUUCUUCAACCAAUAGAGAAAACAAAACUUGGAGAUGCCCUGCUUGCUCCAAGGAGACAAAACGUAUCCCUUCGAGAUUUGCUUGUUGGUGUGGCAAAGUGACCAAUCCCAAACCUAAUCCCGAAAACCCCUUCAGUUGUAUGAGCAUAUGUGAUCAAAAGUUCACCAAUUGUAUUCAUUCGUGUACUUCGGUGUGCCAUCCCGCCAAACAUCCGCUCUGUGGGGCGUUGGGACCCGUUAUGAAGUGUCAAUGUGGUAAACAUGAGCAGCAGUUGCCGUGCUUGGUAACUCCGUAUGACCAAGGUUGGAGAUGUGACACCAGCUGCGAUGUAGAGCUUUGUGAAUUCGGUCAUAGAUGUGGUAAGGGAUGUCAUAAGGGCUUUUGUGGUCCAUGUCAGGAGUUAAUCACCAUGUCUUGUUACUGUGGUAAGGAAGAUUUGACCAUAAAAUGUCUGGAUAAGAUUCUUAAACGAGGUGAGCUGUGGAUUGGGGUUGGUAAAUGCUCACAUUUGAAUGAACAGUACUAUGAUUGUGGAUCCCAUUUUGAAACUGUUGGGUGCCAGCCUUUCACAACCCCCCCAAAAUGUAUUUAUUCCCCUGAAUUGGUAACUACUUGUUACUGUGGUAAGACGAACGUGGGAGUUUUAAACAGAAGCAAAUGUACAGACCCUAUUCCUGAAUGUGAUAAUGUCUGUGGGAAAUUGCUACCAUGUGGUUGCACUUGUCGAUUCAAGUGUCACGAAGGUCCUUGUGAAUGUUUCAAUAUUCUUUCUUCACCAUGUUCUUGUGGGAAUGGUUCAUAUUUGGUUCCCUGUAAGUUUCUUCAGGCGGGUCUGUUACCUAAGUGUACUCACAAAUGUACAGUUCUCUUGAAUUGUCGGAAACAUUACCAUAGAGAGGAAUGCUGUGAAUACGAACAAAUAGGGUUGAAAAGACUAAGAGAACGGAAGAAGGCAUUAAGGAAUAACACUCGUACUAAUUCUGAUGAUGACAUAAUGACCAUUGAACCGGUACAUAUCUGUACGAGACCGUGUAAUAAGUUGAAACAAUGCGGAACACAUUAUUGUGCCGCUUUAUGUCAUCUGGGCUCAUGUGAAGUAUGUUUGGAAUCCACCAAUGAUGAUUUGGUGUGCCAUUGUGGAAAGACAGUUCUCCAAGCACCGGUUAGAUGUGGCACUAAACUUGUGUGUCAUGAACAAUGUGUUCGGGAUAAACCCUGUGGACAUCCUCAAGAACCUCAUGAAUGUCAUGAUGAGACCAUUGAGUGUCCCAAAUGUACUACUACAGUUACAAAGGAGUGCAAUUGUGGAGCUAAGAAGGAUAUGAAAGGUGUUUUAUGUUCGCAGAAUAGUGUUCUUUGUGGUACAGUAUGUACCAAGUCGAAGCUGUGUGGACACCCUUGUAUGAAUGUAUGUUCUCCCAAUUGUACCAAACAUGACAUUCAUUCUUCUUCUUCUGUUUGUCAAUCCAUGUGCAAGAAAAUUAGAUCACUGUGUCCUCACUAUUGCAAGCUUAAGUGUCAUGCUAAUAAGCUGGGGAAAUCCCCCAAAUGUGAUGCUACUGUGUGUUCUCAUAUGGUAGAAGUAUCAUGUGCAUGUGGCAGUUUGAAGAUGAAGACUCCAUGUGGAAGUUCUUUAACAACAGAAAGUAAUAUUGGGAAGGUAUUGGAGUGUGAUGAUCUUUGUUUUAGACAUCAAAGAGAUUUGGAAUUAAAGAAGGCUUUUUUUGGAAAUGGAAAUGGGAACUCUGCUUCUUCUGCUACUGCACAAGUAGAAGAACAGUUUCCUUAUACUAAGAGCAUUGUGGACACUUAUACCAAACAGACUACUUGGUGUUCAAGAAUGGAAAGCUUUAUGAGAGAGUUUGUUGAAAAUCCUGAUAAGCGUUUUUAUUACUUCCCAAUAAUGAUAGCACCUCAACAGCAAUUUAUUUGUGAAUUGGCUGAUCUGUACAAACUUUAUCAUGAGAUUCUGGGAGACGAAUCAUCUAAUGAACAACAAGUUUUGAUUGUACUGGUUGAACAAACCGAAUUACCUUCGUUAACUAUUGAGGCUGCGAUUUAUGAACGAGAGAAAUCAUUGGAAAGCAUUCGUAUUCGUCAAGAGAAAAUUGAUCUGCUGUUUAUGAAUGCCAUUAUCAUUAAGGAUGUUUUCUUUGGGGUAACAAAGGAAAGAUUGGAACGGGAAUUCCUGGAAAAUCCUCUUUCACAGAACGGAUGUAUUGUUAAGUUGAGAGAUUAUGUUUAUUACAACACUGAAACAUACUUAAAUUCUACAUCAGACUCUGAAGCAGAAUUAUAUGCGUUAAUGAGGUCUAUUAAGAACAGUCUCCGUACAAAAUCAUUGGCAUUUGAGUGCAAGUUAGGGUUGAUAGAUGAAGAAGUACUGACAAUUUUGAAGGAGACCAUUAAGGUAGCCUCUACACCAACCAAUAACACUACUCCAGCCAAUGACGACACUAGUGAUGGCAUUACUCUUACCGCAGAUAACAAAGUGGUUUCUACAGACGAUAUCAUUGAAGGUAUUGAACGUACGAAGAUUGAUGAGAUUGAGCAUGAAUCAAAGGAAUUCGAGUCGACGGAAUUUGAGUCAACCGUUCCCAAAAGUCUGAAUGUGUAUGAUAUUCUCCUGACUUAG